Messenger RNA from Dermacentor andersoni, 1121 nucleotides. Its product is annotated as lysosomal alpha-mannosidase-like. The record is from RefSeq and is a predicted model, not a curated record. Gene Ontology annotation, biological process: carbohydrate metabolic process. Lineage: Eukaryota; Metazoa; Arthropoda; Arachnida; Ixodida; Ixodidae. Gene Ontology annotation, cellular component: lysosome. Gene Ontology annotation, molecular function: alpha-mannosidase activity; carbohydrate binding.
ACCUGACCAUGGCGGUGCUUCCAGACCGACCGCAAGGGGGCAGCAGCCUGAAGAAAGGACACGUCGAGCUCAUGGUGCAUCGGUGGCACGCGACCAGCGAUGACCUGGGAAACCCCGAGAGCCCGUGGGAGCCGACCAUGACGCAGCAGAAAUUUGUGGCGAGUGGAACUCAUCGCGUGUUCUUGGGUACGGCCGCCGAAACCCAGCGGCUGCUUCGGCCGCAGGCGCUGCAGCUCGUCUACAGGCCGCUGGUCGCGUUUGCGCCCGCGCGAUGGAAGCCUUACAAAGAGGAGUUCUCCGGGCUGCGGUCACCGUUGCCCAGCACGGUGCACCUUCUGACACUAGAAGCGCUAUCGCGGACCAACGUCCUGCUGCGGUUAGAGCAUCUGGCCAUCGACCAGCACGCGGUGCAGGUCAACGUCACGAGACUGCUGAGGGGCUUCCGGCUGAACGAUGUGAGACCGGUGACCCUGGCCGCCAACCAGUUCCUUCCUGGACCCACCCGACUAAAGUGGCGAGUGCAUGGGCAACCAGGACCCACGACGACGAGCGAUCACCUGGCAAUGCCAGCCAUCACGGAGCAGAAGGGAACCGGCGACACGCUCGUUACACUGUCGCCGGGCCAAAUAGUCAGCCUCAUUGCAAAGAUAGGAGAGCGAGAACCCUCACGUUAAAUGGACAGACGUAUACCUUCUUGAGAACACAAGUUCAACCGCAACAGCCAUUAUGAUGCACUCGGCUGACAACAGUCGUGAGAUUGCCGUGCGGUGUUAAAGGUGCUUCAACCUUGGUGCUCGACUUGCUGUUUUUCCAUGCACAUUACAGUCGGUCCCUUUAUUGCGAAGUUAAUUCACCUUGACACAACUGUGAGCAAUGGAUCGCACGUACUCCUGUGCAUAAUGUGCUGCAGAAAUGUCAAGGGUCACAAAUAAAGCAACCUCGAGCCUUGGGGAUUGUGCAUACUCCAGACAGAAAUAAGUGGUAAAAUGCAGCCCCUGCACAAGGCAGAUGCACAAUACUGGCAACUGGUAAAAUGUAAUGGCAACACAUUACAUUUUACUGAGACACCAGCUGACCGCAUCAUAACUGUUCUGAAGAUGCACUGGAAAAAAUAAAGCCAC